Messenger RNA from Phyllostomus hastatus (greater spear-nosed bat), 1817 nucleotides. It is a transcript of the gene UBAC1, whose product is annotated as UBA domain containing 1. The transcript has 10 exons. The record is from RefSeq and is a predicted model, not a curated record. Lineage: Eukaryota; Metazoa; Chordata; Mammalia; Chiroptera; Phyllostomidae. Bases 165 to 1379 code for a protein of 404 amino acids. Gene Ontology annotation, molecular function: protein binding.
GCGAGUGACAGGCGGCCGGCCGACCGAGCCGGGGCGGGGCGGCGGCGGCCCGCGAGCGAGCGCGCGGUCGGCCUGGCCCCGCCCCCGCCCCGCCCCGCCCGGCCUGCCCGGUGACCUUCAGGGCGGCGGGCGCAGGCCCGGGCGGCGGCGGCGGCGGCGGCGCGAUGUUCGUGCAGGAGGAGAAGAUCUUCGCGGGCAAGGUGCUGCGGCUGCACAUCUGCGCGUCCGACGGCGCCGAGUGGCUGGAGGAGGCGACCGAGGACACGUCCGUGGAGCAGCUCAAGGAGCGCUGCCUCAAGCAUUGCGCUCAUGGGAGCUUAGAAGACCCCAAGAGUGUAACCCAUCACAAAUUAAUACACGCUGCGUCGGAGAGGGUGCUGAGCGACACCAAGACCGUCUUGGAGGAGAACAUCCAAGACCACGAUGUCUUAUUGUUGGUUAAAAAGCGAGCUCCGUCUCCGCUUCCCAAGAUGGCUGACGUCUCAGCGGAGGAAAAGAAAAAACAGGAGCAGAAAGCCCCGGACAGAGACGCCAUCGUCCGAGCCACCGCCAGCCUGCCCUCCUGCAACAUGGACCGGGCCGUGGCCCCGACCAGCAUGAGAGACUUCCAGACGGAGCUCCGGAAGAUCCUGCUGUCCCUCAUCGAGGUGGCGCAGAAGCUGCUGGCGCUGAGCCCCGGCGCCGUGGAGCUGUUCACCAAGGCCAACGCAAUGCUGGACGAGGACGAGGACGAGCGAGUGGACGAGACGGCUCUGCGGCAGCUCACGGAGAUGGGCUUCCCCGAGAGCAGAGCCGCGAAGGCGCUCCGGCUGAACCACAUGUCGGUGCCCCAGGCCAUGGAGUGGCUGAUCGAGCACGCGGACGACCCCGCCAUCGACACGCCCCUCCCCGGCCAGGCCUCGCUGCGCGAAGCGGGGGCAGAGGCUCCGGCCGAGGCUGCCGCCGGCUCCAGCGAGGGCGAUGAAGAGGCCAGGGAUGAGCUCACCGAGAUCUUCAAGAAGAUCCGCAGGAAAAGGGCGUUUCGGGCUGACAGCCGGGCCGUCAUUUCCCUGAUGGAGAUGGGCUUCGAGGAGAAGGAGGUGAUGGACGCCCUGCGCGUGAGCAACAACCAGCAGAGCGCCGCCUGCGAGUGGCUGCUGGGAGACCGCAAGCCCUCCCCCGAGGAGCUGGACACGGGCAUCGACCCCGACAGCCCCCUCUUUCAAGCCAUCCUGGACAACCCCGUCGUGCAGCUGGGCCUCACCAACCCGAAAACCCUGCUAGCGUUUGAAGACAUGCUCGAGAACCCACUGAACAGCACCCAGUGGAUGAACGACCCGGAGACGGGGCCCGUCAUGCUGCAGAUCUCCAGAAUCUUCCAGACCAUGAACCGCACGUAGGCCGUGCCAGCACUCCCGCUGCCCCCGUGGCCCGCCAGGGGGUCGGUCUCACAUGCACCUGCCUGAUUCUCAUGCAGCUGUGGGGACAGCGUGCGGGCUCCGCUGGACCGAGGAGGGGACAGGCCAGGGCUGGAGGGGAUCCUGCCCGGACCCCGCCCCCGAGCCCGCCCUGAUUGUCCUGCUUCCAUCUUGCGGCUCAGACACUUCUGUGGGCUCGCGAGAGGUGCGGCCCCGCCUCCGACAGUGUUUACAGACGGUGGUUCUGGCGGGGGCUCCCCCAGCGCUGCCUGAGUGGAGCCCCAGGAGCCGCUUGCAGAGCCACCGGCUGUCAGCAGACGGCACGUCCCGGUCCGCGGUGUUCGCGUCCAGCUCUCUGGGCCGAGUGGGGGACUCGCAGACGACCCUCCUCCCAUGAAUAAACGCUCCUUUCCUACCUUC